AUGGAUGGAGUGAUCUUGAAUGAUGAGCUGAGUCCAGUGGUGGACGAAAGAGUUGUUGUUGUGGUAGUGCUCGAUGGAGUAGUUGUGGAAGUUGUGGUCGAGGGAGAAGUAGUAGUAGCAGUAGUUGAUGUUGUGGUUGUUGUGGUCGUAGUUCCACUUGGUGAUGUUGUUGUUGUGGUGGUGCUCGAUGGAGUAGUUGUACUAGUGGAGGUUGUAGUUGUAGUACCAGGAUUGGUAGUAGUGGUCGAUGUGGUACCAUCGGUUGUGGUGGAUAUGGUUCCAGAUGUUGUGGAGGUAGUGGAGGUAGUUCCAUCGGUUGUCGAUGUAGUUCCAUCUGUUGUUGUCGAUGUAGUUCCAGAUGUAGUUGGGGUAGAUGUAGUGGAGGUAGUUCCAUCAGUUGUUGUGGAUGUAGUAGUAGUAGUUCCAUCGGUGGUGGGGGUGGAGGAUGUAGUGGAAGUAGUUCCAUCGGUUGUGGUGGACGUAGUGGAAGUUGUUCCAUCUGUUGUUGUGGUGGUGGAGGCAGGGGAAGUAGUGGAGGUAGUUCCAUCGGUUGUUGUAGAGGUGGUGGAGGCAGUGGAGGUAGUUCCAUCUGUUGUUGUGGAGGUGGUGGAGGUAGUGGAAGUAGUUCCAGCGGUUGUGGUGGAGGUAGUGGUAGUUGGGUUGCAGUUGGGAUUGAUGAUGAUGGAUGGUCUCUGGUAUGCAACAAACACUGGAUCAAAGACUAGAGUAUUGGUGAAUGAUGGUGCGACAAUUGCAUAA
Molecule: messenger RNA, 759 nt
Organism: Acytostelium subglobosum LB1
Lineage: Eukaryota; Evosea; Eumycetozoa; Acytosteliales; Acytosteliaceae
Exons: 1
Coding region: 1-759 (252 amino acids)
Source: RefSeq, a predicted model, not a curated record